AUGAAUAAUGUGGACAUAGGAAGAUACAGCAAGCGCAUCAUGCAGUAUAUCUGGGACCCGGAACCACAGAAUGACCAAGAGCCUACGAUGCCUAUCUGGUGUUUAGGGGAAAAAUACAUCACUCAUAAGUCAGAGUCAGACCAGACCUCCCAACCCAAACGCCAAGAAGACCGAGCCACGCUCCACCCCACGGCGCAUCAUGGCUGGCCAGAAGAGUUCCUGAAAGAUUUCGAGUCCAAGGUCUGGAUGACUUACCGAUAUAAUUUCCAUCCAAUACCAAGAUCCGACGACCGUGAUAGUGCCCAGUCCCUGACACUGAGAGUCCGCAUAAGAAAUCAGCUCGUGGACUCUCAGGGUUUCACAUCGGACGCCGGAUGGGGAUGUAUGAUCCGAUCGGGACAGAGCCUUUUAGCCAAUACAUUGUUAUUAUUACAACUGGAUCGCGACUGGCGAUAUGGACAAAAGGUCGAAGAAGAAGCGAAAGUACUGAGUCUGUUUGCGGACCACCCAAAUGCACCAUUCUCAAUACACCAGUUCGUUAAGCACGGCGCCGAGUCCUGUGGUAAGCAUCCGGGGGAAUGGUUCGGGCCCUCGGCAACAGCUAGAUGUAUAGAAGCAUUAUCAAGCCGAUGUGACAGCCCUAACAUUAGGGUGUACGCCCUUAAUGAUACUUCGGAAGUUUUCGAAGAGAGGUUCAUGAGUAUCGCUUGUGAUGAUUCGGGUGCCGUGCAGCCAACGCUCAUACUUCUGGGGACGAUGUUGGGCAUUGGUCGUGUCAAUCCUGUUUACUGGGACGGGCUAAAGGCCUCAUUGCAGGUGCCCCAAUCAGUUGGCAUAGCAGGAGGGCGCCCGUCAGCUUCGCAUUAUUUCGUCGGGGUCCAAGGCUCAUACCUAUUUUACCUCGAUCCACACAGUAACCAGCCCUCGUUGCCUUGUAAUGAGCAUGGAGGGCCAUACUCGAAGAAGGAUGUCGAAUCUUAUCAUACUCGCCGGCUUAGACGGCUCCACGUUGAGAACAUGGACCCAAGCAUGCUCAUAGGGUUCCUGAUCAGAAACCGGGAGGAUUGGGAGGACUGGAGCAGCCGCAUGUCGUCUGUACAAGGGAAGCCGAUCAUCCACGUGGUCCACCAAACGGCACCUGGAUGUCACCAGACCCGAGAAGAAGCCCUGGACGAAGUGGAGGUGCUCGACGAUGAAUGA
Messenger RNA from Aspergillus campestris IBT 28561, 1200 nucleotides. Its product is annotated as cysteine protease ATG4. The record is from RefSeq and is a predicted model, not a curated record. The coding region runs from base 1 to 1200 and encodes 399 amino acids. The transcript is spliced from 5 exons. Gene Ontology annotation, molecular function: protein-phosphatidylethanolamide deconjugating activity. NCBI's taxonomy places the organism in Eukaryota, Fungi, Ascomycota, Eurotiomycetes, Eurotiales, Aspergillaceae.